GCUCGGGCUGCUGAGUGUGCAAGGCCAUCGGGACCGAGCAUCGAGGGGGGCCCGACCCUAUAAAAGCACAAGAGUGGGGCUCUGCCCCGUCAUUGAUUAUACUGGAUCUGUCUCGCCUUAUCACCGUCUGUCCAUUUGUUCAGAGUCAAAACGACGACGGCCGCAGCAACCAUGAACACUCAGCAGCUGGAGCAAAUGGGCCAGUUCAAGGUCACCGUGUGGGAGGAGGAGAACUUCCAGGGAAAGCGCUGCGAGUUCAUGCUGGAGUGCCAGAACAUCAUGGAGAGAGGCUUCAACAAGAUCCGCUCCAUCAAGGUCGAGAACGGACCAUGGGUGGGUUACGAGUACCCUGAGUUCCAGGGGCAGCAGUUCAUCCUGGAAAAAGGAGACUACCCUCGCCACGAGGCCUGGAGCGGAAAUAGCAGCUACAGAACCGAGCACAUUCUUUCUUUCAGACCCAUUAAGUGUGCUAACCACAGUGACAGCAAGGUGACUCUGUACGAGAGCGAGGACCUCCAGGGUCGUAAAUUCGAGGUGUGCGAUGACUACCCCUCUCUACAGGCCAUGGGUUGGUGUACCAAAGAGGUUCCUUCCAUCAAAGUCAACUCGGGGGCCUGGGUGGCGUAUCAGUUCCCUGGUUACCGAGGUUACCAGUACAUCCUGGAGAGAGACAAACACCAAGGCGAGUACAAAAACUACAACGAGUUCAGCACCCAAGCUCACACCAAUCAGGUGCAGUCCAUCCGGAGAAUCCAGCACUAGACUCCGGAAAAGCAGAAAAACUGACUCCUUUCCUCACCUCCGACCCGGACUGGGCUCCGACACGGAACAGUGGACGCCCUGGGUCGUUCCAUCUCACUGUGGCUCGACACGUACCAAUAUCCCAGUACCUACUUCUUUUAGCGUGCUGAAGCAUGUUUGUGGAAAUACGAAA
Corythoichthys intestinalis (scribbled pipefish) is the source of this 934-nucleotide messenger RNA. It is a transcript of the gene cryba2b, whose product is annotated as crystallin, beta A2b. The transcript has 5 exons. Gene Ontology annotation, molecular function: structural constituent of eye lens. Gene Ontology annotation, biological process: lens development in camera-type eye; visual perception. Bases 172 to 762 code for a protein of 196 amino acids. NCBI's taxonomy places the organism in Eukaryota, Metazoa, Chordata, Actinopteri, Syngnathiformes, Syngnathidae. The record is from RefSeq and is a predicted model, not a curated record.